Fusarium verticillioides 7600 is the source of this 1104-nucleotide messenger RNA. Its product is annotated as alcohol dehydrogenase. The transcript is spliced from 4 exons. The record is from RefSeq and is a predicted model, not a curated record. The coding region runs from base 1 to 1104 and encodes 367 amino acids. Lineage: Eukaryota; Fungi; Ascomycota; Sordariomycetes; Hypocreales; Nectriaceae.
AUGGCUGAUGGAUUCAUGGCUCCUCCCCCUAAAGCUGUUUAUGUUAGCCCGGUCUGCCUUGGUACUAGUAACUUUGGAGAUAACUGGGCGGGCCUCUUAGGUAGCUGCGAUAAACCCACUACUGAAGGCAUUUUAAACUACUUCUAUGAGCAGGGAGGCAACCUUCUUGAUACUGCUAACCAAUAUCAGGAUGGCUUGUCUGAAGAGUGGGUGGGUGACUGGAUGAAGAAGCGCAUUUCUCUACUGACAUAUCCAGUGAUCGCUACGAAGUACUCGCUGAGUGAUCGCGGCCGAUUUACCAGCAGUGAGAUCAUUGCCAACACGACUGGUAACAACGCCAAGACCCUACGUGUCUGCGUCGAACGUAGCUUAAAGCGUCUCCGAACCGACUACAUUGACAUUCUUUACGUCCACUACUGGGACUACCAUACCUCCAUCCCCGAGGUCAUGCAAAGCCUCAAUCAGCUUAUCGAAGCCGGCAAGGUUAUUUACCUCGGCAUCAGCGAUGCGCCCGCCUGGGUCGUUAGCAAGGCCAAUCAGUAUGCCCGUGACCACGGCUUGCGGGGCUUCGCCGUAUAUCAAGGUCUCUGGUCCGCUGCCGUGCGCGAUUUCAAGCGGGACAUCAUGCCCAUGGCUCGAGAGGAGGGGAUGGCACUAGCGCCAUGGGGAGCUCUCGGUCGAGGCAACUUCAAGACCGAUGAGCAGCGCAGGAAUGAUCCUGGGAGGAAUGCAUCUGUUGGCGUGACGGUGCAGAAUGAGACUGCGGUUGGUAAAUUUAUUGCUGCUAUUGCUCAGAGGAAGGGUACGAUUCCUACCAGUCUUGCACUUGCCUACGUCAUGAAGAAGUAUCCAUGCACGUUCCCGGUUAUUGGCGGUCGUAAGAUUGAGCACCUCAAGGGCAACAUUGAGACUCUUAAGCUUGACCUUGACAAGGAAGAUAUUAAAGAGAUUGAGGCUGCGAUCCCCUUUGAUCCUGGGUUUCCCCAUACAUGGCUUUACAUGGGCGCUCAGCCAGAUCAUCCAGCCGACAUCUGGAUGAUGGGAAUGGCUGGACACUUUGACCAUGUCCCACUGCCGGAGUCUAUUGGUCCAUACAGGGAGUAG